This is a messenger RNA of Wallemia ichthyophaga EXF-994, 1467 nucleotides long. Its product is annotated as DNA polymerase iota. The transcript is spliced from 4 exons. Gene Ontology annotation, molecular function: damaged DNA binding; DNA-directed DNA polymerase activity. Lineage: Eukaryota; Fungi; Basidiomycota; Wallemiomycetes; Wallemiales; Wallemiaceae. The coding region runs from base 1 to 1467 and encodes 488 amino acids. Gene Ontology annotation, biological process: translesion synthesis. The record is from RefSeq and is a predicted model, not a curated record.
AUGACCAUCAUCUCCAUCGACUUUGACGCCUUCUACGUGAGCUGUCAUAGAUCAAUAGAUCCCAGCCUGCGUGGCAUUCCGUUCGCCGUGCAGCAGAAGCACAUCUUGUGUACUGUUAGCUACGAAGCCAGAGCGAGGGGCGUGAAGAAACUCGGCAGCCUGAGUGAGGCACGCAAGAUAUGUCCCGAAAUACAGACGGUCAACGGCGAAGACCUUACGCUCUACCGCGCCAUCUCUAGAAACGUAUUCGCCUUCUUAUCGGACUAUCUCGGCACAGAUACGCCCAUCCAGAAGCUCGGUCUGGAUGAAUACUUCAUAGACAUCACGCGCGUCGCUGCGCAGCCGCGCGAGCAAUGCGAUAAGCAAGCGCAAUCGCAAUCUCAUACACAAACUCACCUUGUCUGCGCUGAGAAUCGCUUAACAGACAGCGAGGAGAUAUACGUGAGCAUAACAGCGGACAUACGCAGGCAGAUCUAUACACACUUCCAGCUCACCUGCUCAGCGGGUAUCAGCAACUCCGUCAUGCUCAGCAAGCUCGUCGGCAACCUCCAUAAGCCAGAUAAUCAGACGCUGUUGAAUGUGAGGAGCGACGCGGAGUUGCAGGCAUUCCUCGAUCCCUUCCCGCUGCGAAAACUACACGGUUUCGGUCGUGUGGUCGUCGACAGGCUCGCGAGUCUUUUGGGGUGCGAGAAUGAGGAUGAUCUGACAGUGCACAGCGCCCGCACGCGUCUCUCGCUGCUAGACUUAGAAGAGGAGUUUGGCAGCAGAUUAGGCGCGCGUCUAUACCACAACUUGCGCGGUAUAGACGAAACCGUUGUGAAACAGUCCGAUAUACGCCCACAGCAGAUCAGCAUCGAGGAUUCCUCGGGAAAGAUCGAUAGUGCUGCAGACGCAUGGGCGAUGCUGGAGAGCGUGACAGAGAGACUGGUGCGCCGCUUGGACGAAGAGUACGCCACUGUCGAUGGUGGUAGCGGUAGCAAUGGUAGAUCUAGGAGUGUGUUCGAACUGCAUCCGUCCCGCGUGAGGGUCAGCACACGCAGAACAUCCACUAUACCCAAUACACGAGUCGCUGCUCAUGUACCUGAGUCGCUCAGCAGCGCUGUCGGUGUCUCGCUGUUUGAUAUCGACAGGUAUACCAUAGAAGAGCGUGCGAGGAGGUUGUGCAGAGAGUGUUUGUAUAGCUUGACGAAGAAGCUGUACGACGCAGGUGUGGCACAUGGCGCUAAUAAACUGCGCGUGAUUAAUGUCGCUUUCACCGAUUUCGUUAAUGGUCCGCCACCUGCGCCGAUCGACAAGAUUAUUAGGAGCAAGAAGAAGACGGAAGUAGUGCACUUGAGCAGCAGUGAUGAUGAGUCAGUUGAAGGAAGCGAGCAGGAAGAAGACGCGAUAAUUUGCCCUUUAUGCCAUGCUCAGCUGAUGUCAUUCACGGUAGAGUCACAUAUGCGAUUCCACGAGCUGGGAGAUUAG